This is a messenger RNA of Pieris macdunnoughi, 570 nucleotides long. NCBI's taxonomy places the organism in Eukaryota, Metazoa, Arthropoda, Insecta, Lepidoptera, Pieridae. The record is from the annotation of a GenBank genome assembly.
AUGGAUCCCAUUGCGGUUUUACAAAAUAGACUAGAGCAGUUGGAAGCUAAACUGGGCUUGGCUCCGAAUUCGUUACUGGAGGGCCAACAUCAAGGUGAUACAGUAACUGCAAAUUUGUUAAAUACCGCUCAAGCAAUAAAUAAUGCUACUGCUGGUCAUGAGAAGUUGUCUGAAGCUAAAAACAUGGCCAAUGAACUAAACAACUACACUGACCCAAAUUUUGUUGAAAACAUGCAACAAAACAACAUGAAUAUGCAUGAGGUAGUUGCUGCAGAGCCAGUCAUUAAACAUCAUUGCCACUGUAUGCAUAGAUGUAAGCAGGCUGCCCCGGUAUUAGAAUCUGAAGCUCUACAACAAGUCCCCCAAAUGCAAGAAGCUGUCAACAACAUGCACAUUGCAGCAGCAGAAGUCAAAGCUGAAGCUGAUGUUGUAUCCCAAGGAGUUCAUGAAUUAGCAGAAACAUGUGGUGCUGCAGCUUCAAAUGCAUCCGAACAACUAGCCAAUGUUGCUCAAAAAGUUGAGCAAGUUGAGCAAAAAAUGUUUCCAAGGAGACGAAAUGGAUUGGAUUAA